AUGUCAAUUGCCCUUUUGGACAUCGAGGGGACUGUGUGUCCCAUAACUUUCGUCAAGGAUUGUUUGUUCCCCUAUUUCUCUAAGCAAUAUCCUAGCUAUUUGCGCGAUGUCUCUUUUCCCAUUGACAAAAGCGAUGGUGGGCUCGCAGACGUCUUGGCUGGCUUCCCGAAGGAAGCCGUCGCCAGUAUAGACCAGCUUAAAAACCACAUUGACGAUCUUGUUGCAAGAGAUGUUAAGGACCCCGUUCUCAAGUCUUUCCAAGGUUUGGUCUGGAAAGAAGGCUAUGCUAAGGGAGAUUUGAAAGCUCCCGUGUAUGAGGACGCAAUUGCUUUUAUCAACCGAUCGAAGUCGGUGUACAUCUACUCGUCCGGCAGUGUGGGUGCUCAAAAGUUAUUGUUUAGCCAUGUGGAUGUAAAUGGCGCUCUGGUGGAUUUGACACCAAAACUCAAGGGCUACUUUGAUAUCACCACCGCUGGAUUCAAGCAGGAAAAAGACUCGUACUUAAAAAUUGCCGCUGACAUUGGAUGUGAUCCAGCCGAUGUAAUCUUCUAUUCUGAUAAUGUUCUUGAGGUGAAAGCGGCAUUGGAAGCUGGAAUGGCUAGCAAAGUCGUCGUGAGACCUGGAAAUGCGGAACUAAGCGAAUCUGACAAGAAAAGUUAUGAGUGCAUCUCUUCUUUCACCGCAGAAUAG
Molecule: messenger RNA, 690 nt
Organism: Clavispora lusitaniae ATCC 42720
Lineage: Eukaryota; Fungi; Ascomycota; Pichiomycetes; Serinales; Metschnikowiaceae
Product: putative acireductone synthase
Molecular function (GO): acireductone synthase activity; magnesium ion binding
Source: RefSeq, a predicted model, not a curated record